Molecule: messenger RNA, 2409 nt
Organism: Oncorhynchus kisutch (coho salmon)
Lineage: Eukaryota; Metazoa; Chordata; Actinopteri; Salmoniformes; Salmonidae
Product: zinc finger protein 239-like
Exons: 1
Biological process (GO): regulation of transcription by RNA polymerase II
Cellular component (GO): nucleus
Molecular function (GO): DNA-binding transcription factor activity, RNA polymerase II-specific; RNA polymerase II cis-regulatory region sequence-specific DNA binding
Source: RefSeq, a predicted model, not a curated record
ACAGGAGAGAGACCUGACUAUCAGGGAUCAUCUGGAGAGCCUCAACAACAUCAUGAAGCUGACGAGGCAGAUGAGAGUCCCCCCAGAUCAGAACACCUCAAGAAACACCAGCGGAAACCCACAAGGAAGAAAUCUCACCACUGCUCUGACUGUGGGAAGAGAUUCACCUCUUCAGCAGACCUUAAAAGACAUCAGAGAAUCCACACGGGAGAGAAACCGAAUAGCUGUACUCAAUGUGGGAAGAGUUUUAGUGUUACAAGCAGCCUGAAAGCACACCAGAAAACACACACAAGAGAGAAAUCUUAUAGUUGUGAUCAAUGUGGGAAGAGUUUUGUUACAUCUAGCAUUCUGACUACACACCAGAGAACACACACAGGAGAGAAACCUUAUAGCUGUGAUCGGUGUGGGAAGAGUUUUACUACAUCUAACCAGCUGACUAUACACCAGAGAAUACACACAGGAGAGAAACCUUACCACUGCUCUGACUGUGGAACAAGUUUUGUUUCUUCCCAAUAUUUAAAAUCACACAAGAGAACACACACAAUAGCGAAACCUUACCACUGCUCUGACUGUGGAAGGAGUUUUGUUUCUUCACAAUAUUUAAAAUCACACCAGAAAACACACACAGGAGAGAAGCCUUAUAGCUGUGAUCAAUGUGGGAAGAGAUUUAGUCACUCAAGCAACCUGAUGGUGCAUUUGAGAACGCACACUGGAGAGAAACCUUAUUGCUGUGAUCAAUGUGGCAAGAGUUUUACUUCAUUUAGCCAGCUGACUAUACACCAGAGAACACACACAGGAGAGAAACCUUACCACUGCUCUGACUGUGGAAAGAGUUUUGUUUCGUCCCAAAAUUUAAAAUCACACCAGAAAACACACACAGGAGAGAAAUCUUAUAGCUGUGAUCAAUGUGGGAGGAGUUUUACUCACUCAAGGAACAUGAUAUCACACCAGAGAACACACACAGGAUAGAAAUCUUGUGUCUAUAAUCAAUGCAAGUUCGAAUCCCAGAGCUGACAUGGUACAAAUCUGUCAUUCUGCCCCUGAAAAGGCAAUUAACUCACUGUUCCUAGGCCGUCAUUGAAAAUAAGAAUUUAUUCAUAACUGGCUUGCCUAGUUAAAUAAAGGUGAAAUUAAAUACACGUUUUGAAAGAGUUUUACUCAGGCAAACAUCCUGAUAGCCCACCAGAGAACACACACAGGAGAGAAACCUCAUAGCUGUGAUCAAUGUGGGAAGGGAGACUCUGAUAAAAGAUCUCUGAUUAAACAUCAGAAAAUACAUGGAGUUGUUUCAUGAUAUCAAUGAAAUGAUGUCACAAUGUAGAAUGUUUUAACAUUGUAGUAGGAGUGUUCUAAUGAUGUCAUAAUGUAGAAUGCUUUAACAUUGUAGUAUGAGUAUUCUAAUGAUGUCAUAAUGUAGAAUGCUUUAACAUUGUAGUAGGAGUGUUCUAAUGAUGUCAUAAUGUAGAAUGCUUUAACAUUGUAGUAUGAGUAUUCUAAUGAUGUCAUAAUGUAGAACCCUAAAUGUUUGCCCCCUGUUCUGUUGAUUUCAGCAUGAUAUGGAUAUUAGCCUCAUUGAGAAAAGCACAGGCUCUGAAUUGAAAGAGUAGUAUUUAUAUGAUUAACAUAAACGCAAAUAAAGUGUUGCGUUUCAUUUCCCGCGUUACUUGAAUCAAACUGACACACUUUAAAAUGUAGCUAGCUGUUUUCUACAAAUUAACCUCUAAACAGUGAUGUUCACAUUAUUCCCACAUUCCGUGUGUUGUUUGAGCUGUUUUAACAGGACAUGAAACCUCAUCUCUCCCCUCUCGCGCAAUUGAUUUCAACGUGAUAUCGAUAUGAGUGAUGCUGAAUAGGUGUUGCGUUUCUCUUAGUUUUGGGGACCCCUAAAUUUAAAUGCAUCACUCCAAAAUGUAGCUGACUGUCUUCUGCAGGUUGUCCUCUAACCAGUGAGGUAAAAGAUAUCUCCCAUUUCCAUGUGUUUGUUUAAGUUGUGUUAGUUUCAACAGCACUUACAACCUGAUUUCCCCCCCUAAUUGAUAUCAGUGAUGUAUUUGCUACUUGUCAAAACAACAGCGUUGUUGGUACUUGUGCAGUUUAUAAGGUGCUCGUUUAAAAAAAAAUACAAGAGAUGUGAUUAACAUGUGAAACAUGUUUGUUUCGAUAGUAAAUGUUAUGUUUUAGUUUCAAUGUAUCACAAACUGUUUCUGCAUAUUGGUUAUUGUUUUUUACACGUUAAAUUUGUUUCAAAAUGUUGUUGAAAAGACGUUGAAAAUAAGACUAUGCCCGACGUCCAAUCUACGUUCGGUUUUGGUUGAAAGUCGAAAAAACUGUUUUCAGGUGAUCGUUUCAAUGAAAACAAAACAACUCCAUAUCAACGUACUUGCUGCCUAUACAUAUGGAUGCAGUAUA